Rubroshorea leprosula is the source of this 2520-nucleotide messenger RNA. The record is from the annotation of a GenBank genome assembly. Lineage: Eukaryota; Viridiplantae; Streptophyta; Magnoliopsida; Malvales; Dipterocarpaceae.
AACAUUAAUUUUCUCGCCAAAUCUUUACUUAAUACGAGAAAAUCUAACAAACAUUUAAUGCAAGAUUACAUUCAAAGAUUUGCUGCCAUUUUGUGCGGCUCCAUGUGCUGUGUUUUGCUGCUACUUUGCAGCCUAUAUUUCCUUUCAUUUGCUGCCACUUGUGCAGCUUCAUGUGGCUAUGCUUGCUGCUACUUUGCAGCCUCAUUUGCAUUUCAUUUCAGCCUCAUUUCAUCAACAUUUGCAGCUUCGCUUGCUGCACUUUGCCACUCUUGGUGCAGCUCUCCCUUCUUUUCAUUUGUUGCCAUUUUGUGCAGCCUUCCAUUCUUUUCAUUUGCUGCUCUUGAUAAAGUUGGGCAUCAUAUUGUAGAAGUUCCAAAUUUAGAAGGAAUCUUGAAGCUAGUUGUGAAGGAGUGUGGUGGCUUACCACUGGCCAUUGUUGUGAUAAUAGAGAGUAUGAAGGGAGAAGAUGAUGUUAAAGUGUGGAAUAAUGCCCUAAUUGAAUUACGGGAACGGGUAAAGAGUGUGAAUGGUUCAGAUAAAGAGAUAUUUGAGAGGUUAAGAUUUAGUUAUGAUCGGUUGAAUAGUUUUGAAAUCCAAAAUUGUUUUCUUUGUUGCUCCAUGUUUCAUGAAGAUUAUCCAUUUAGAACAAGAGAGUUGAUAGAAGGGUGGAUUGAUGAAGGACUAAUUGAUGGGUUGCCUAUUAGAAAAGCAGCUUAUGAUAGGGGCCAUGCCUUUUUAAGUAGGCUUGUAAAGAAUUGCUUGUUAGAGAAAACUGUUGAUUGGGAAGGUGAUGUUUUUAAGAUGCAUGAUUUAAUGAGAGACAUGGCUAUUAAAAGCAUUGUCCCUGAAUUGGGAUAUAUGGUAAAAGCUGGAAUGAAAUUGACAAAGGUACCAGAUGAGAAUGGGUGGGGAGAAUAUCUCAAAAAGGUGUCUUUAAUGGAGAAUUACAUAUCAAAAGUUCCCCCUGGGUUGUGCCCAGGGUGUCCAACUCUUUCAACUUUGAUAUUGUCAAAUUAUCGUAAUUUGUCAGAGAUCUCAGAAUCCUUCUUUGAAGGGAUGCUUGAACUAAAGGUUCUUGAUCUUUCUCAAACUGGUAUUGAAGCUUUACCUAAUUCCAUCUCAAACUUGGAGAAGCUCUCUUCCUUGAGGUUAAGGUGGUGUUACAAGUUAAGGUAUUUGCCUUCUUUAGCAAAGCUUAGGGCAUUAAAGAAGUUGGGUCUGCACGGUUCCAAUAUUGAGGUGGCCCCUCAAGGCAUGGAGGAAUUGAUUAGUCUGGAAUAUCUUGAUUUAACUUAUUGUUCCAGGCUAAAAGAGAUUCCAAUGAGAAUGUUAUCAAACCUUUCCAAUCUCCAAUACUUGUUAGUUUAUGGAGUAUUGAAGAUAAAAGAAGAAGAGGUUGUGAGAUUGAGCAAGUUGGGGACCUUUGAAGGUGAAUUGGAUGACAGACAAGGCUUUAAUUAUUUUGUCAAGUCUCAAGAUUUUCAAAUUCUUACUAAUUACUUGAUUGUAGUAGGAGGACAAAUCUUUAGUUUGACUGGGCGAAAGGAAAUUGAGGUUUAUAUUAAAAAUUGCGACUUUGGAGAAGAAUGUAUAGUGCUCCCAGAUAACCUUCAGAAUUUGGUGAUCGAGGAGUGUAGAAACAUGAGAAGCAGCUUAAAUAAAGCAGCUUUGUUAGAAAAGGCAACCGAAUUGAGUUUCUAUGGUAUUAGGUAUUGUGAAGAUAUGGAGUGCGUGGUUGACUUGGACUCAUCCUCCUGUCCAGUACUGGAUAAGCUUCAAGAGCUGUUGCUUAGGGAAUUGCCAAAGUUGAGUGUGCUUGUGAGAGUGGAAGGAGUAGCAACACCACCGCACGUCUUUUCCAAUCUUAAAAGGCUUUGCAUUCAGUUUUGUUCAGGAAUGAGAAAGUUGCUUCCACUUGAGCUGCUGCAGGCCUUCCAAAACUUAGAGGAGAUUGAUGUUCAUCGGUGUGAACAAAUGGAGGAGAUAAUAGCAUCAUCAGAUUCAGAUGCAUCAUUGGAUAAAUUCACUUUUCCCAAGUUAAGGAUAUUGGAGUUGACUGUUUUACCCCAAUUGAAGAGCAUCUGCAGUGCCAAAGGAGUUAUGGUUUGUGAUUCUAUUGAACAAAUUGAAGUAUGGGGAUGUCAGGAGUUAAAGGGGAUCCCUUUGCAGCUUCCCCUGCUUGAUAAUGGCCAACCACAUCUUCCUCCUCAUCUCACAGAAAUCAUCAUAGUUGAAGAAUGGUGGGAAACAGUGGAGUGGGAUCAUAAGAUCCUACUUCAACCUUUCUUGAAAUACAUGCGAUGACUGAGGGUUGAAUUGAAGUGAAGAAACGAAUAUGAUCCAGAGGAAGAAAUCGUCAACUUCAUUUCUAGAUUUCUUCAACAUUCCUUCUAUUCUGUAGUAGCAGCACCGACGGAAGGCCAGGAUGAGCUGGAACAUUCCGUUUGUGUGUACCUGACAUGACCAGCUAAGUCAUGUGCGGCCCCAAACAGCACGUGCCAGUAAAAACCUUUUUUCACC